CGCCUAGCCGCUCCUUCCGGCCCUUGGCUCCGCUCGGCUCCGCUCGGCUCUCCUCCGCCGCGCUCGCCUUCGCCUUCGGCUGUUUCCGGAGCCGCAAGCGGCGAGCUGCGGAGCCGCUCCCCGCGCGGGCUGCAGAUGUCGGACAGGCAGCAGCAAGCAGCUGAGGGGCCGGCCUUCUGGAGUCCCGCAGCUCGCCGAGGGUCUGCGGGCGGCGUCGGGGACGGACUGGGAGUGGAGGAGAGGCAGGCGGCCACCUCAGAGAAGGAAGAUCUGGAAAGUACCAAAGCCCACUGUCCACUGGCUUCUGCCUCUGACCCCGCACUCUGGCCCUCACCCUGCAGGCCACAGAUGGUGUCUCCAGCAAGUAAGGGUACCACAGAAGAUCUACAGAAAGUGGCCUCAGAGGUUCAGGCUCCGGGGGAGCAGGUGUCGCUGCCACCUGGCCAGACCCAGGUUCUCAGUGAGAUGGCCAAGUACCAAGCUCCACAGCGACCUGAAGACACAGUUAUGAUCCAGUCUGAACACACUGGGGCUAUAGAUGUUCUUUCAGCGGAUUUGGAAUCUGCAGAUCUUCUGGGGGACCACAGGAAAGUCUCUCCACCUCUGAUGGCUCCUCCGUGCAUCUGGACCUUUGCCAAAGUGAAGGAGUUCAAAAGCAAGCUGGGCAAGGAGAAGAACAGCCGUCUGGUAGUGAAGCGUGGAGAAGUGGUCACCAUCCGGGUCCCCACCCAUCCUGAGGGAAAGCGUGUCUGCUGGGAAUUCGCAACUGAUGACUAUGAUAUUGGUUUUGGAGUUUAUUUUGACUGGACCCCAGUAACCAGCACAGAUAUAACUGUGCAGGUCAGUGAUUCCAGCGAGGAUGAGGAGGAGGAGGAAGAGGAAGAAGAAGAGAUUGAAGAACCCGUCCCUGUGGGAGAUGUGGAGAGAGGCUCCAGGAGUUCUCUACGGGGCCGCUAUGGGGAGGUCAUGCCUGUGUACCGGCGGGACAGCCACCGAGAUGUGCAAGCUGGCAGCCAUGACUACCCUGGGGAGGGCAUCUACUUGCUCAAGUUUGAUAACUCAUACUCCUUGCUCCGCAACAAGACUCUCUACUUCCAUAUCUACUACACUAGCUGAAGGAUGCUGGGCUAGGGCAGGCUGUGUUUGCUGGCUGAAGCAGGCUGCCAGCUGGUGCCUCUUGUGUAUAAGCAAGAGCCUAAAGUUCUGUGUGGGGCUCUAAAGCCUCGUGCCCUGCCUGGCAUGCCUGACUUUUGACCCCAUGUAGCUUUUCUCCUUUCUUGGCUUCUGCAGGUGGUGGUGUACUGCUCCUGUUCUGUGGUCCCUGACUCACACUCUUGUCUCUGACUCCAGCAAAAACCUUCUCAGAAGGCCCUAUGAGGCAAAAGCCUAAAAUGAAGUAGAAAGAUGUCUUUUAAAAAAUUGAUUCACUCUGGUAAAGCUCUUCAUUCAGGUUGCUGCUCACUCUUCUCCAGAGCCUGUUAUGCCAGUGUACUUAGUAGCGCCUGCCAUCUUUACAUUUUGAGGUGCCAGAAGAGGGAAAAGCACAUUGUCUGUGAAAGAGCCCAAUAUUUUGGAUGGAGAAUGCUCUAUCCAGCCUCUCACCACUGCCAUAUUCCUGCCUGCCUGCUGGGUAUUUUUAGUCUCUAGCUCAGGCUGGGAGACCUCACUGCCUUGAAUGGAUAUUACUAUUCCUAGUGGUUAGACCCUUCCUCCUUUCUCUUUACCAAGUCUGUGUUUCUGCCAUGUUGUAAGAACCUCCAAGCAAUUGCAAGCUGUGGUCAGUGCCCUAAGAGUAGAAAAGCAGCCUCUAUCACUUCCUGUCCCCAGAGUUAUCUCCCUUACUAGGGGUGCUGGCAGUUGAUGAAGAAAGGGUGGAAGGGAACCACUGAAUUAUGUCAGACCCUGCCCUUUUGGAAAUCAGAUAUUAGUCCCCUCACCCCAUCUUAGGCCAUGUGUGUUACAUAGAAAAUUUGCUUUGGAACCAAAUCAGUGAAACCCAGUCAUGUUUGCAGUGACUCUGGGUUUGUGUUUUCACACUGAGGGCGGCAAGCUUUUGGUGUUCAUGGUCCUUAGGGAAAGUAAUCACGGGAUUCUGCUGUUGCUGCUGACUGUGUGCAUUUACUUGACCAAAGCCUGCAGGCGAUAGACAGCCUCUCACAGUCUGUUCCCCCUGAGGAGCUGGAGUGGCAGGAUGUAUGUAUUGUAGUGGGUGGCCACAGAGCACCAGGUGCUAAGGCCUUAGGUGGAGCGGGCACAGUGGCAUGGCCUCUGCAGCCAUCCGCACUUGUGUUUCUCAGUCUGUGUCAUCUGUCAUUCUUCUGAAUUUUGAAUAAUUAGGUUUAUUUAUUACUUUAUGUUUUUUAAAGUACAUUUCAGAUUGCCUUCGAGACAGCUCCCAUCUGCUUCUCAUAAGGCUUCCCAUCUGCUUUGAGCCACGAAGGCCACCUCUUUUAUGGCACUAAAGAUGAUUUUAGGGCUUGGAAAAUGAUCAUGUAUGUUUAUUCCAACAUGUCAGCCCUGUGAUACUUUGAGACGUCUGCCCCUUCAGAGAUGGAGGACUCCAACCUAGUCUGUGUUAGGUACAUCUCAGUGCUCCCACUGAGGGAUUCUAAGGUGUGAUGGUCGCAGAUCGAGUUAAAGAACUGACUGGCGAGUUAGAGAUAACCGAGCACCAUGAUUAUGGAAUGCCAAAGUCCUUUUCCUCCUCUGACAUCCUCUUCAUGUUUCCGUUGGUACAUUCCUUUAUUGUGUGGUUGCCUUGCACCAAGCCUCUCUGUCCUACAGGAAUGAUCACCCAAAGAGCAGGGUCCUGCCAGUAGGUGUGUGGUCGGGAACAAAGGAUGCAUCCUGUAGGAUGUCAACCUGGAAGCAAAGUGUGGGCUGUAUGGCCUGCCAUAGCCUCUCAGUGGCCACUCAGCACCACAUCUCAUUCUUUUGUCAUUGUAGAUGUGCUUUGUAGGGAUACUGGCAAAAGUCUAUACGCCUUCUAAGAAAUGAGUAAACUGUUUGGGCAGUGAAACAUACUAGCGGCUCGCCAUGGACUCGGAUGGCUGAGCUGAAGCUGAAUCAUGCUUUUACUGACUGAGUAUACUCUCUGUUUAAGAAAACAAAAGAGACAAAGAAGCACCUCUUCGGAGCUAUUUCCAAGUCAGUGGCAGUCUCCAUACUUUUCCGGUUUGUUGUGGACUCCUGACCUGCUCUCAGCCUGGUAGCAAGGCCCCUGGGCUUUCCCUGGUAUGCUCCAUCUUGUCUUUCCUUAGGCUUGUUUUCUUGUAGUGCAUAGCAGGGAAGUUGAGGGGUUUCUCACCUCUCUAUGUACCUGUCACUUGCUGGGUAUUCUGCAAGAGUUACUUCUUACUGAUUUUUCCUCGCAGGGUUAUUUGUUUGUUUGUCUCAUGAACAUAAAUACCUAAAGGAAGACAUGUCCAUAGUAUGAUGCAUUCACUAUUCAUGCACUAAAUUUUUGCAAUAAGAGAACUUGAGAGACAAAGUAUUACUUACUGAAAUGCAGGUAAUUAUGGAGAACACAGAACACAUACCUUGAAGGGUGUAAGAAGUGUCACUUCCUUGGUCCCUCUGUUUUCAAGUUUAAAGAAUCAAACAGUGAAAUAAAUUAUCUGCUUUUACCCUUGCCCUGUUCUCCAGAGCACAAAUAAAUACUAUGCAGUUAAAGAAGGGAGUUCUAAGAGAGCAGAGAUCAGGAUUCUCUUCACAAGAGUGGCUGAGUUCUUAAAUUUUUUCAAUUUGUCUAAUUUUGCUACUUUGUUAAGAGACAGGCUUUUUAAAAAGACAGAUCUAAAGUGCUAUUUUUCCAACAUCUUAUUAUGAAAACUUUCAGCAAACAAAAAGCAUAUAAUUUCAUCCCGCAUAUAUUUUUAAAUUACAAACUGCCAGUUUCUAAACAAAGAUUCUAGCAUUUAGUUUUCUCUGACCAGUCAUCCUCCAGUGUCAGCUCUCUGUCAGAGCCCUGCUCCCGCAGAUCUCUUUUUCCAACAUGGGCUGCGUAAGAGGUUUUCACAAAAAUGAACGUGGGCCUCCAUCUUUGAGAAAGCUAGCUGUACGUCCGUCCCUUCUGGCUGUAGCCUCUCUAACUGCCUAUCGGUGUCAAGGUAAUUGUGUAGAAAGCCUUCCUUCCCAUCUGUGGCUUUCUGACACAUCCUCAGGAUGCUCACAUGCAAACACACUCCUCAGAUAACGCACGGAAUUAGGUAGUAGCUUAAAAGUAGACUAUUCUUAGUUAUUUUCCUAUGAAUGGAUUCAUGCACUUUAAAAAUAUUUUAUUUGGUAUUUAGGAAAAAUGGAUUUUUAAAGAAGUAUAUAUUGUCCCAUUAUAUGAAUACAGACAAGUCAAUCUGUAACUGUCAUAUAUUCAUGGGAUUAGAUAUUAUUGUGGAGUUUAUAAUAUAUACAUUUUGAUUUUGAUGAGUUCCUUCUUUGUGAGGAAUGGGCAAAUUCCAAACCCUAAAGUCUGUGGUUGUAUAGUUAUGUUUAAAGACCACUCUGCAAAAAGUUGCCUUUAAUGUCAGAGCCCAUGGUUCUAAGGUGUGGGAUUGAGUGGCCCUAAUAAUUAUGUAAAAUAAGACGUUUUUUGUGGACAGAGAGAAGGGGGCACAAAUGAAGUUUGUGCUGCUUCAGAACUGUCUUUUAAAUGGACAGUAAAGGGUGUCCAUUUAAAAGGGUAGAACAGAGGCUGGGAAAGGGAACAAACCAUCAUGUCCGUCCUGGAAUUCACUUAGUGCAUUUGUGCUACUUUGUUCACUGGAACUGUUUUGUAAGCCAGAGCCUUACUUGUUCUUCUUGUGCUCAGUGGAGAACUCUCCAGACAUCUGUGCCAUCUACUAGCAGGAUCAGCUAGAUGUUUUGGGGUAGGCCUUUUCUGCUACAUGUAACCCUGACCUGAGGAUUGGUUUCCUGUCUCCAUCCUUUGGGGCUGAAGAGAGAGUCAGUCAGUUCCACUUGUGGUGCAAAAGCCACAGUUAUGAGUGUGUCCUCAAAAGCAUAAUUAAGAUGCAUUUGUCCAACACCACAAACCCUGCAGUCAUGUGAGUGCUUAGGUAACAAGCAGGCCUCCCUAGCCUGACAGCAUUGACAUGUUAAAACCAUACAGAGCACACCACACAGUUUUCUCUGUCAGGGCUUCUAUUUAGAGUUUCUCCUGAGGCUAAACAUCUACUUAACCACUGUCCCUAGUUUUUUUUCCAUGACCAGAAGUGUAGAAUGUCUACACAUUGGGAAAGGGGAAAUCACAUGUUCCCUUCAGACCCUUCACUGUUUGAAAAAUCAAGUGUUCAUCUGAAGGAAGGGACCUGGUGUCCUUGCUGUAUGCAGGUACUUCAUUAAAGGGUCUGUAAAAAGCAAGUCCUUGUAUCCAUUGUGUGCCUGUGGUCAAGGGAGCUGGACACUUCUUCUUUGGGGAGUAGAAAAUGAGGAUCAAAACCCAGGCACAUGUUGGGUAUCCAAUUCCCAAUGACCCAAGCAUGCACUCUGUUCCUGGUAGCAUUUUGGGCAACACUCAGGCAAGAACUUCUGGAUUUCCGUGUAUCUGAUACUGGUCACUUGUCCUUUGUGUAACUUAUAUAACACCUGUGGACAUUCCCAAAGAAGUUUUCUAGGUGAUGUGAUUAGAGAGACUUGUAAUCCCACGUGCAGUGAAACACUGUAAGCACUUUGUAGCCGAUUUGCAGUCACUGUUCCUGCUGAGAUGUAAUAUUGCCCCCUUGAACCAAGAAGACUAACCAGAGACUCUGAACCACUGUCUCAAAGCUAAGAAAACACAAUCAAUGACAUAAAGCCUGAUAGGGUAUCGAUAGUCUGGCUCCUUUACAAAUAGUCAUUCUUUGUGAACUAAGUACAAAGGCAGUACACUGGCUGUGAAGUUGUAGGCCUGGUCCCUGAUUUGAACCCUUGAUCUAAUUAUUAGCAUGUAGGCUACUGGCAUGGCUCUUCAUUUUAAGAUACAAUAAAAAUGGCACCCCAGAGACCGAGAAAUACGCCCUGCUUUAUGAAAUUUCAGUUUCCUGUCAUUUAAUUAGGAAGCUUUUUUGCUUAUCUGGAAGUAAAACUGUGUAUGUAAAAUGGUUUAUGGGAACAGUAUAUUUUCUAAAGUUCUGACAGGAUCAUGGAAGAUUCUGAAGUUUGGAGUUGAAUAAUGUCUAGUCUUACUGAUGAGCCCCUAACUCACUGUGGGUUUAAGGGGUCCUCCUCAACUCCUCAACACUCAGGGUUGAAAUGCCUGGUCUUUAAUGGCUCUUUGUUAUUGUCGUUGUUCAUUCUUAGGUUCAGGCCAGGACUCAUCUAGAAAACAUUAUCUUAAUUCCUUCCCUCAUAUCCUUAAUAGUACAUUUUAUUAAGACGUUUUAUGUUAAAAAUACAUCUGUGUCCUGUUUUGAGAUUAUUGUUCCGUAAGUGAAUUAGCUUUCAUCUAAUCAGUCUGAGUCAUUCCCAUUUAGCUUUGUUAAAGAACAAGCCAGUCUGGAAGAAGCAAUCCCGUGAUGCACGAUGUUGGUCUAUCCAUGUUCCCUUAAUCAUGGGAAGUGUUUUGUUAAAAACAAGCCAGUCUGGAAGAAGCAAUCCCAUGAUGCACAAUGUUGGUCUAUCCAUGUUCCCUUAAUCAUGGGAAGUAUUUCGAAACCCACAGAAGAAAUGUUUGAUGCCUUGUAAUAAAAACCAAAAGCACUUGCAGAUGCUUUGUGAUCAGAGUGAUAGAUUCUAAAGAGCAAAGUGGUUGAGGAUAAUGGGAAGGCAGGGAGGUGCUUGGAGAGUUCCUAAACCACGCUAUGCCAUUUGCUUAUACAUCCAAAGGGCUACUUUGGAGCCACUGCCUGAUCCAUCAGUGGUUAGAAGUGAUUGUGUUUUCUUGGUAAAUGUUUAAGCAGCUGACAACCAUGAAGACAUGCUUUCCUUACUGCUUCAUGCUAUAUGCCGAUGCCAACCAAGGUUACCAAAGGCCUUGAAGGGAAACUAGCACACGGUCUUGUCUUUUUCCUUCAAAAUAUAAACAAGUCCAAACUAAUCAUCCAUUUGAGUCAAUUUGUUUUCCAUGUCUCCCUGUCAUGACAAAUGCUGUCCACAUGUCUGGUCUCCACACUAAGAACUUGGUACCAAUUGUUACUUAGUUCUUCUGCUCUACUGAGUGGUUUUUCUUCGGUCAGACUAUAUUUUCUCACCUCAAGGCACUGAAUGUGUUGUGUUGCUGUGAUACACGGAUGAAUCCUGAGCCAUGGUUUUAACAGCUCAGUUCUGUCGUUUUUAUAUUAUGUGACAGUUUUGUGAGAUGCUUUUGUGCAUUUUUUGUCUUCUUUUCCAAGUUUUGAAAUCUGUCAUGAAUAAACUUUUUCACUGUGCACCUAAAA
This is a messenger RNA of Mastomys coucha (southern multimammate mouse), 7352 nucleotides long. It is a transcript of the gene Tmed8, whose product is annotated as transmembrane p24 trafficking protein family member 8. The record is from RefSeq and is a predicted model, not a curated record. Lineage: Eukaryota; Metazoa; Chordata; Mammalia; Rodentia; Muridae. The transcript is spliced from 6 exons. Bases 136 to 1116 code for a protein of 326 amino acids.